AUGGACUCGAGCUACAGACCUCAAUCGCCAGAUCUGUCAUCGUAUGCUCCACAAUCGCCUGACCUCUCUGGGUUAAAGCCACAAACCACGGAGUAUACUGGUAUACCCAUACCACAGUUUGGGAGUGCGUUCGGCCAACACUAUCCUCAGGACAGGUUCGGAGGUGCCUUCGGUGGCGGUGGCUUCGGUGGGCCUCUCGGCCACGCGCCGCCUACUUCAAUACCGCAACAGCCGGAACAGUACCACAUUCAUCACCAGCAAUCGGGUAUGGCGGCCGCGGUAGGACGGCGAUCGAAGCAAAGCGUAAUGAAGGAAGACGAAUAUAUGCCUGACGCUCCCACGAGUAAGAGGCCACGGAAAGGACCAACACAGAGCAUAAAGGCAGAACCGCAGCAUCAACAUCAACCAACCUCAAGCAACCCGACCCGAGGUGUGGAACUAAGAACCUCGUUUCCGGUCGCAAGGAUAAAGCGCAUAAUGCAAGCAGAUGAAGAUGUCGGCAAAGUAGCGCAGGUGACGCCCCACGUCGUUAGUCGCGCGUUGGAGCUGUUCAUGAUCGAUCUUAUUUCAGCCUCAGCGGAGCAAGCCAGAGCCGCCGGCGGUGGCGGCGGAGGGAGCAAAUCGGGGAAAAAGAUUCUCGUGCAGCACAUGAAGAAAGCUAUAUUGGAGGGAGAGACGUUCAGAGACUGGCUGCAGGAUACUGUGAAUAAAGUGCCCGAUGCGCCCAGUAAAGCGAAGAAGGAAGCUGGCAGCGACUCGGAGGACGCGAAGCCGAAGAAGACCAGAAGAGGGAAGGCGAAAGAGUGA
Messenger RNA from Baudoinia panamericana UAMH 10762, 807 nucleotides. RefSeq lists its product as uncharacterized. The transcript has a single exon. Gene Ontology annotation, biological process: positive regulation of transcription by RNA polymerase II; negative regulation of transcription by RNA polymerase II; transcription by RNA polymerase II. Lineage: Eukaryota; Fungi; Ascomycota; Dothideomycetes; Mycosphaerellales; Teratosphaeriaceae. Gene Ontology annotation, molecular function: core promoter sequence-specific DNA binding; transcription corepressor activity; RNA polymerase II general transcription initiation factor activity. The record is from RefSeq and is a predicted model, not a curated record. Bases 1 to 807 code for a protein of 268 amino acids. Gene Ontology annotation, cellular component: nucleus; negative cofactor 2 complex.